CUCCGCCCACUCUAUGGUUCCUCCCCGUCGCGGCGGCUGACAAGAUGGCGGCGUCGGGCCUAGGCUUCGGCCCAGGGUCGUCGGGGCUCCUCGGGAGCCGGGUCCUGGCCUACACCCUCCACCGCUGGAGCAGCUUCUCCUCCACCUACCUGCCAGAGAAUAUUUUAGUAGACAAGCCCAAUGAUCAAUCUUCAAGGUGGUCGUCAGAAAGCAACUACCCUCCACAGUAUUUGAUCUUGAAACUUGAAAGACCGGCCAUAGUUCAGAGCAUCACAUUUGGAAAAUACGAGAAGACGCACGUCUGUAAUUUAAAAAAAUUUAAAGUCUUUGGUGGAAUGAAUGAAGAAAACAUGACUGAUCUUUUAUCAAGUGGCUUAAAGAAUGACUAUAACAAAGAAACAUUUACUCUGAAGCAUAAAAUCGAUGAGCAGAUGUUCCCUUGUCGAUUUAUUAAGAUAGUUCCGCUCCUGUCCUGGGGUCCCAGCUUCAAUUUUAGCAUCUGGUAUGUUGAACUCAACGGUAUUGAUGAUCCAGAUGUGGUACAGCCUUGUCUCAAUUGGUACAGCAAGUACCGUGAACAGGAAGCCAUUCGCCUCUGUUUGAAGCACUUUCGCCAACACAACUACACGGAGGCGUUCGAGUCCCUGCAGAAGAAAACCAAGAUUGCCCUGGAACACCCCAUGCUGACGGACCUCCAUGAGAAACUGGUCUUGAAGGGAGACUUCAAUGCGUGUGAAGAGUUAAUAGAAAAAGCUGUCAACGAUGGCUUGUUCAACCAGUACAUCAGUCAACAGGAGUACAAGCCGCGAUGGGGUCAGAUAAUUCCCAAAAGCACCAAAGGUGAUGGUGAGGAUAGCAGGCCUGGAAUGAGAGGAGGGCAUCAAAUGGUCAUUGAUGUUCAAACAGAAACAGUUUAUCUGUUCGGCGGCUGGGAUGGGACGCAAGACCUGGCUGACUUCUGGGCAUAUAGUGUGAAGGAAAAUCAGUGGACGUGUAUAUCCAGAGACACUGAAAAAGAGAACGGUCCGACUGCUCGGUCCUGUCACAAGAUGUGCAUCGACAUCCAACGAAGGCAGAUCUACACCUUGGGACGUUACCUGGAUUCCUCUGUGAGGAACAGCAAAUCUCUGAAAAGCGACUUCUACCGCUACGACAUCGACACCAACACCUGGAUGUUGCUGAGCGAAGAUACGGCCGCCGAUGGAGGCCCCAAGCUUGUGUUCGACCACCAGAUGUGUAUGGAUUCAGAGAAACACAUGAUCUACACCUUCGGGGGUAGGAUUUUGACCUGCAACGGCAGUGUGGACGACAGCCGAGCCAGCGAGCCCCAAUUCAGCGGCCUCUUUGCUUUUGACUGUCAGUGUCGGCUAUGGAAACUCUUGCGAGAAGAUUCGUGUAAUGCCGGCCCUGAAGACGUCCAAUCCAGAAUAGGACACUGCAUGUUAUUCCAUUCAAAAAACCGUUGUCUGUACAUGUUUGGCGGGCAAAGGUCGAAAACCUACUUGAACGAUUUCUUCAGUUACGACGUGGACAGCGACCACGUGGAUAUCAUUUCGGACGGCACCAAAAAGGACUCGGGGAUGGUUCCAAUGACUGGCUUCACCCAAAGGGCUACCAUUGAUCCGGAACUGAACGAGAUCCAUGUGCUCUCUGGACUGAGUAAAGACAAGGAAAAACGGGAAGAGAACGUUCGGAAUUCCUUCUGGAUUUACGACAUCGUCCGAAACAGCUGGUCUUGUGUCUACAAGAACGAUCAAGCCGCCAAAGAGAAUUCAAACAAGAGCCUUCAGGAAGAGGAGCCCUGCCCGCGUUUUGCACACCAGCUUGUGUACGAUGAAUUGCACAAGGUCCAUUACUUGUUUGGAGGCAAUCCAGGCAAACCCUGUUCUCCAAAGAUGAGGCUGGAUGACUUCUGGUCCUUGAAACUCUGCCGGCCGUCCAAGGAAUACUUGCUUCGCCAUUGCAAGUACUUGAUAAGGAAGCACAGGUUUGAAGAGAAAGCUCAGACGGAUCCCCUCGGCGCUCUGAAAUAUUUGCAGAACGACCUGUUUGUCACUGUGGAUCAUUCAGAUCCCGAGGAAACGAAGGAGUUCCAGCUCCUGGCUUCGGCACUUUUCAAGUCGGGUUGUGAUCUGAGCACGUUGGGCUUUUCGGACGUCGACCACGUCUACGCCCAACGCACUCAGCUCUUCGACACCCUGGUGAACUUCUUUCCCGACAACAUGACCCCUCCCAAGGGCAACUUGGUGGAGCUCAUCACCCUGUGACGAGUCAAGUUGCUAGACCUGUGGAUGGAAGAGGAUUUUUUUUCCCCAGUAUUUUUAAUUUCGUGAGGGUGCGCGCGCUUGUGUGUGUGUGUGUGUAUGUGCAGUGAGCGAUUGGGGGGGGGGCUGCAGAAAUAGAAGCGAGUCGCGUGGGGGAGGGGCUUUAUGCAAAUGGGUAAUAAAACAAAAAAAGGAACCAAUAACGUUUCCGAUGGGCUUCAGGAUGGAUGGACGGAUGGAUGUUCUGUUCGUUUUGUUGGUUCAUUCUCAUUCACGUUGAUGAUGCUUUCGGAAAGCUGGCGAAUAUGGAUAAUCCAGGGGGAAAUUGGUGUGGGUUCCUUGAGCUUACAGCCCCUGCCCUGGGUGCAAACUCAGGACUUUGAAGAUAGGUGGUGCUUUUUUUUUAUUUUUAAAUUAUUAUUUGAUUGGUUCGCAGCAGUUUUAUUUCCCCCCCACACACACACACACUGACUUUGCCGAUUUGAGCUUGUUUCUCAACCUGCUAAGAAGCGUAGAUCUGACCCUUUUUUUUCAUUUUGAGCUGCUGUUGGAAAAAGAAAGACGAGGAUGCAUGUACUUUGAGGAUCGUGCGCCAUCUAGUGGCUGGGAGGAUGCAUGUACUUUGAGGAUCGUGCGCCAUCUAGUGGCUGGGAGGAUGCAUGUACUUUGGGGAUCUUGCGCCAUCUAGUGGCCAUCAAGACCCACGAUGUUGACUUCUGCCUCAAUCAGGGAUGGUCCGACUUUGGCCACUUGUAAGACCUGUGGACUUCAACUCCCAGAAUCCCCCAGC
Molecule: messenger RNA, 3054 nt
Organism: Crotalus tigris (Tiger rattlesnake)
Lineage: Eukaryota; Metazoa; Chordata; Lepidosauria; Squamata; Viperidae
Gene: MKLN1
Product: muskelin 1
Exons: 18
Coding region: 45-2267 (740 amino acids)
Cellular component (GO): cytoplasm
Molecular function (GO): protein binding
Source: RefSeq, a predicted model, not a curated record